GGCAGUUCGACGUCAUGCAGCAAGUGAUUAUUUAUGACCACGAGUACGUUACAAAAGCAGUCAUUUGGACGUCAAAAUAGUACACUCCUAUGAUGACCUUGGGUAAGAUCAUGUUGGUAAUACAGAUCGUGGUAGGCUGGAGGGGAGGAGCACGUCAGCGCCCUUUAUUCAAGGCGGGUACACAGAAUAUCGAUGAGCACCUGUCAGUCAAGGGUGGUACGCUGUCAGCUGCAAUAAAAGCUCUGUCACUUCUGCUCCACAUAUACAGCAGCGACAUGUGUCACCUCCUACCUGAUGAAGGCUGUUAUUUUCCUGUGAUAGGUUAAAUCCCUUACAGACUAAAUCUCAAACCUCCACCCUUAUGACCUCCCCCACCAGGUCCUGGUCAAUACCCCGUCCAUUCCCAUGAUGAGUGCGUAGACAUGCAUCACUUUCCAGGGGAAGCAGCAGAUAUGAAGGGUGGUUGCGCCCUGCUCCCGCUGCUCCUACUGGUAGUGACACUGGUGGCCCGCUGCUAUGGUGCUGAACCGCUCUGCCUAGAAGAUGACAUCAACAAGCUUAUGUUCGCCUACUCUUCUGGGGGUUUCGAUCCCUCCGGCACUCUAGACACUGUCACGUGUGCCCGCCAGUGUAUCGCCGUCGGGUUCACCUUCGUGGGCAUGGACGAGAACGCCAACUGCUUUUGUACCGCCCCGGCCAGCUCUCGCGCCCAGGAUUAUGAGACAAUUAAGCAGAUUUCAACGUCAGGUGAUCCUUGUGGGGUGGGCCCGGGGCUGAUGAGUGUGUGGCCCGUGGAACUCCUGACGGGGCCUCUCUUCACACCUUACCUGAAGGUCGGCUUCACGGGAUCCACCGAGAACCAGAUGGAGAUCGCAGUUGGCGACAGUGUGGACAUCACCGUGGUGACGAGCGUUCUGUUCUCCUUCACUGUAAACUUCGGGGACGGUUCGGAAGAGCUCGUCCGCAAACCUAACGAGACUACAGCCUCCAACAUUUACACUCUGGAAGGAGAGUACUACAUUACAGUACGCGAGGAUUGGUCAGGCGUACAGGACAUGCUGCGCGUGGUGGUGACUGGCUCAAAGAAUGCCCUUGGCCUCGAGUGUCCAGAGUUGGUAGCCACUGGUGACACCUUCGCUUGCACUUUCACCCUCCUCAGGACCUCAAGCUCUGCCCUCUCCGUCACAAUUGAUGAAACACAGGAACAUAUGGACUAUACUCUGCCUGAGUUGGAAACUAAGAUAUACGGGCACUCCUGGUCGUCCUCUGACCCUCCGCCGGGAUCUACUGUACUGGACACCUGCACCUCCGUCUACCUGCUCGACACCUCGCCUAUAGGAGAGGACGAGUACCUGGCUGUGGUAGACGGAUGGGUGGCCAAAGCCUCUAAAGCGUAUUGCAAUACACUGCAAGAGAGCUGCGUGGAGGGCGGGGAUCCUGCCUGUCCUGCUGAGGGUGAGUGGACCUGCCCGGCACCCGAAUAUCUCUGCGGCGACACCUGCCACGCAUCAUCGCCUGCCACGUGCUCAGCUCCAAAUAACACGGUGAAGGAAGCCACCACGUACAAUGCUAUUACAGCGGCUUCUUUUGAUAUGGAAUUCGGACAUUCUGAGACACCCGUAACUCUGACACCACUGAAACCCUACUCCUACUUUAGUGUUGGCUGUCCCACCGGAGCAGUGUUGGCCGACGUCCCAGCUGAGGUGAUGCAUCGUAUCGUGCCAGACACCAGCAGGCGGGAAGGAGAUGCUCUUUUUUCUACCAGCGCCGCACCGGCGUUCACGAUGGUGAAACGAGAACCACGUCACCUCCUCGUGCGUCUCAAAACUUGGGUUGGCCGGGUGACGAGUUUGGGACCUCUGUGGACUUGUACCCAGCCCUCCGUGGCGCCUACCGCAGACUUCAACGGGCUAAACUCCAAGGUCCUCAUCAAUGACAGUUCCUGGGCAAUGACAUUUCAACUUCCUGGAGGAGUGGCCACUGAGACCACAGCAGUGACGACUAAUAAUGUCAAGUGUCAGACCGUAAUCAGCGUUCCCCUAGUCUUUGCAGAUACUAUUGGUUCAAUGGACUCCACUCUCAUUGCUGUUCCCUUCCUUACAGGAGCACCGAUCUCUCUUCGGAUUGUGGUGAAUGAUGGAGCAAAUACUGAAGUAUGGAAUUAUAUCGAUGAGGUUCCUGAUGGAGGAAUGACUUAUCACACACCCUAUACUGCCAUCAAGACGGGCAUCUUCAGUGCCACCGUGCAGGCCGAGAAUUUAUUCAAUGUGACAGAGUUCGAAGUGAUGGUCUAUGUGGUGCCAAUCAUUGAUGCAAUGGAGUGGGAAGUCACCACCUUCAAACCCUGGGUCAGGAGGUGGUAGAGAUUGAUCCGAAUGAUGGAGCUGUGGCAGGUUUCACAUUCAGCACUGAUGUCACCUUCAGCCUCCCAGACCUCCCUGUUGGUAUUCAUGAUCUCACCCUGAACCUUUCCAAUGAGGUGUCUGUUGUAACUCUUC
Scylla paramamosain (green mud crab) is the source of this 2498-nucleotide messenger RNA. RefSeq lists its product as uncharacterized. NCBI's taxonomy places the organism in Eukaryota, Metazoa, Arthropoda, Malacostraca, Decapoda, Portunidae. The record is from RefSeq and is a predicted model, not a curated record. The coding region runs from base 423 to 2363 and encodes 646 amino acids. The transcript is spliced from 13 exons.